Molecule: messenger RNA, 1567 nt
Organism: Quercus lobata
Lineage: Eukaryota; Viridiplantae; Streptophyta; Magnoliopsida; Fagales; Fagaceae
Product: Quinone reductase family protein
Exons: 2
Coding region: 555-1334 (259 amino acids)
Cellular component (GO): membrane
Molecular function (GO): NAD(P)H dehydrogenase (quinone) activity; FMN binding
Source: RefSeq, a predicted model, not a curated record
AUUCACUAGCGAAUGAAGGAAGACCUGAAAGCUGGAAACAGCUCAUCUCUUCCAUCAAUCGCGAGAAACAAAAUUCAAGUAUAAGCCCAAAUCUGUUACAAAAACUAAAACUGCCAGCCCACCUUACCUUUUCUUUAUUGUCCUUAUCAUUUCCCCGUUAAAUUUGUCAAUCGGCUUUUCUAAUACGAGACAAUUCUCUAUUUUCAGACUAUUCCCACUACGCCAUUUUACUCGUACAGUCAGUAGAGUACAUAAGAAAAAUAAAAUAAAAUCCAAACGGAAAGCCUUAAACGACGUCGUUUAUUUGUAGUCGUUAGAUUGUCCCCUCUCAGAUAUUUCACGGUGCCGCAGAACCAGUCCUACUUGGAAAUUUCCCAAAAUUAGAUUAUUCCAGAGUUUCAACAAAAAAAUCUCACAUCUUAAAACCUCAACAAAUCCUAAAAAUUCACAGAGAAUUAAGGAAACCAUUUUUCCAACUCCAUAAUUGGAUUUUGAUCUUUUAUUUGUUGUCUGAACUGUGUCUGAACUCAUUACAGAAUUUCCAUAACUUUUUGAUGGGGAAAGGAGGUGGCUGUGUUCCGAGCAAGAAGAAAGUCCCUUCCACGCUCGAUGAUCAGCGCGUCGCUAGGGACGCGCCAAUCAAGAUCGAGGAAGACGGCGCCACCGCGGAGCCAAACGCCGCCGCGGAAACCGCCGCAGGAACCGCCGCGCCACCUCCAGCUGCGAAGCUGAAAAUCUUCAUCGUGUUUUACUCGAUGUACGGUCACGUGGAGGGGCUGGCUAGGAGGAUGAAGAAGGGCGUGGACGGAGUUGAUGGGUUGGAGGGGGUGCUGUACAGGGUGCCGGAGACGCUGUCAGGUGAGGUGUUGGACCAGAUGAAGGCGCCGCCGAAGGCGGAGGGGAUCCCUGAGAUCACGGCGGCGGAGCUUACUACGGCGGAUGGGAUUUUGUUCGGGUUUCCGACGAGGUACGGGUGUAUGGCGGCGCAAAUGAAGGCGUUUUUCGACACGACUGGGCAGCUCUGGAAUGAGCAGAAGCUUGCGGGCAAGCCAGCCGGGUUCUUCAUCAGUACCGGCACCCAAGGAGGCGGUCAAGAAACCACUGCUUGGACAGCAAUCACUCAGUUAGCACACCAUGGAAUGCUAUUUGUUCCUAUUGGGUACACCUUUGGAGCUGGUAUGUUCAAGAUGGACUCCAUUCGGGGGGGUUCUCCAUAUGGUGCUGGAGUUUUUGCUGGUGAUGGCUCAAGACAACCAACUGAAACAGAGCUGGCGCUUGCAGAGCAUCAGGGCAAGUAUAUGGCUUCGGUAGUCAAGAGGCUCAGCGAAGGAUGAUGAUCACAUACUACAGUUCUUGUGUAUACAUUAAUUCAAGUUUAUAUCAAAUCAUAUCCGUUCAAUUUGUGAUUGGUCUUUGGACUUCUGCUUAUUGCAGUCAGUUUUUUCUUCUAUUUGUUCUCUCUCGCUCCCUCCUUUCUUCUUUCUGUCAGUGUUACUCUUAAAAAAGCUGUACAUGGUUUGAAAUUCUUCCAUUCGAUUCAUCAAAUAAUAAUGCCAAAUUGUCAAUG